AUGGACUCAAGACUACAUACCAGAAGUAGCUCGACCAACAUCAUCCAGUUGAGAGUCGUGGAACAACUCGAUCUUUCGGAUCAAAUCGUACCUGCAACCCAAGUUCUAAAUGGGUUCAACGUGGCAUGUGAUACCACUAAAGGGGAGAUAACAUUACCGGUCAAUGCCGCUGGGACCAUCCAGGAGGCGAAGUUUUAUGUGAUCGAAGGAGACAUGGGAUACAACGCGCUGUUCGGGAGGCCAUGGAUCCACAACAUGAGGGUAGUACCUUUGGCUCUUCACCAAGUGUUAAAAUUCCCAACGCCGGGAGGGAUUAAGACAAUCUACGGAGAACAACCGGCCGCAAAAGAUAUGUUUGCAGUCGAAGAAGUGAUUCCAAUAUUGACACUCGCAACAUCAAAGGAGACAAGCUUGAGUGCAAAGCAAGAGGCCAAGUAG
Molecule: messenger RNA, 438 nt
Organism: Nicotiana attenuata
Lineage: Eukaryota; Viridiplantae; Streptophyta; Magnoliopsida; Solanales; Solanaceae
Exons: 2
Coding region: 1-438 (145 amino acids)
Source: RefSeq, a predicted model, not a curated record